UGCCAUCUCAAACACGUACAGCUCACUCUACACGAAUCACACUCGCUACUCUCCUAAUUCAUUCCUAGUCCGAACAAAAAGCACAAUGUUCCCUGCUAUCAACGUCGCCCGAGUCGGUCUCCGUGCCACCCCCCGUGCCGCCCGGGUCCAGGUCUCUGCCAACCAGAUGGUCGCUAGGCGAUGGUUGAACGACAACGCCGGUAACAGGACCGACGACAAGGCCAAGUUGGCUUUCCGAUUCGGUUUGAAGGACAUCCCCGUCGAACUCUACCCCAUGCUGGUUUGUGUCGUUGCCGCUUGUGUCGGUGGAGGUUACGCUCUUGCCCGUCAACUCUACAAGGACGGUUCCGAUCUCCGAAUGCUCCCCAACUCGUUCAGGAAGACUGCUUCCUCUUCUUCUCACUAAACGGUGUCGAGUUGGAUGUAUGGUGUAUUCAGACGAAGGAGAGGAAGUCUUGUAUCAGACGGGAGACGAGGCGGGACGGCGCUUUUAUAUCGAUCAGAUGCGGCUCAAAG
Filobasidium floriforme is the source of this 516-nucleotide messenger RNA. RefSeq lists its product as uncharacterized. The transcript has 5 exons. NCBI's taxonomy places the organism in Eukaryota, Fungi, Basidiomycota, Tremellomycetes, Filobasidiales, Filobasidiaceae. The coding region runs from base 86 to 406 and encodes 106 amino acids. The record is from RefSeq and is a predicted model, not a curated record.